UAGGAGUUGUCAUUAUUCCAGUAAAUGGUUAUCAUCAGGAGAGUUAUGUGGAACGAGGCAGCCUGUUAAAUGACUUUUGAGGCUUUGCCUGGGAAAACAUUGGAGCAGAUUGUACCAGAGCAUUCAGAGAAAUAGGAGGAAGCGUACAGCAACUUAAGGACCAAGAAACUCAGAAGGGGGAAAGAAGUGGUAAUAUUGAUGGUAGCUUUACCAUUAAAAUGGAGAGAUUGGGACAGCCCAUAUUAUUAACAAUGAAUGAGGAGGUAACUGGUGAUGUGGAAGAGCUGUUAUGUGGAGGGAUAAUCUAGAUUGCAGAUUGGCGGGAUUAAAGAAGUAAUGGUUCAUAAAUGGAAAGAAAUGAAAAUGCAGCUUGAGUUAGGAUCAGGGAAGCCAAGGGAGGAGGUGAGAUCAGGAUAUGAAAGGAGUUGAUUAGGGUAAUAAAGAACAUGACAAGAAUGAUAACUAGAUAAGUCAUCUUUGGAAAGGAUCUAGGGACAUCUCUUUCCCUAGAUCUUACAGAAGGAAACAAUAGCUGGAUGGAAUGGGGAGAGGUUCGGGGGAGAAGUCAUUUAGGAGAAUUACACAUAAAGAAAAACAAUCGGAAUUUUCUGGGCCAGGCUUAACAAACAGAAUAAAAAACAAAUGUGUUUUGCUUAGUAGGAAGUUGAAAUGAAAAGAGCAUGUAUAAUUGUUGUAUCUGCAAGGCCUAGUUUUCUUAGGUGACAAUGUAAGUAUGAAUGAAACUUGGCCAUGAAGUUUAGAAUGAAUAUGGGAGGCCUGACCAGACUGUUGAAUCUAUAAGCCAUGAGGAGGCACAAUGUUACCUUGUGAGAAAAGCCACAAGACACGACAAAACUCAUUAUCAGAGCAGAGUUUUAUUAGAAGGGAGAGGGCAGGGACCCAAGAUAGCGUGACCAGGCCUGUGGAAGACAAAUGCAGAGGGAGAGAGUGGGAAGGAGAAGGAAGAAGAGGAAGAGUGGGGAGGGGUCUGUGUCUGCUUCUUAUGGAUUCCCCUGCACAUUCGCAUAUGAGCUAUGCCACGCAUGCGCAGAUUGUGUGACCACGCUGCGCCCAUUGUGCAGUCAUGCAGACCCUUUGCUUGGUGGCUGGAAUGCUAACACAGACCAGCAAAAUAAGCGUGCAAGAAAAUGUGGGGUAGGCGCCAAAAAGGGGAAGAAGUUCGUGGUCAAAACAGGUCUGUUUCAUUUUGAGACUUUUAGAGAUAGAGAAAGUCUCGGAAUUGAUGGUAGCUGAAUGUGAAUGAAAAUAGAAGUCAUCAAGUUGAAGAGAUCGCCUGUCUUAGUGAGUUUUGUUGCUAUGAAGAGACACCAUGACCACAGCAAUGUCUAUAAAGGAAAGCCUUUUAUUGAGGCUGGCCUACAGUUCAGUGGACCAUUGUCAUGGAGGGGAGCAUGGUGGUGUGCAGGCAGACAUGGUGCUGGAGAAGUAGCCGAGAGUUCUACAUCCAGAUCUGUAGGCAGCAGCAAGAAAAAGAGAGACUCUGGGCUUGGAAUGAGCUUUUUUGAAAUCUCAAAACCCACCCCCAGUGUCAUGCUUCCUUCAACAAGGCCAUACCUUCUAAUCCUUUCAAAUAAUGCCACUCCCUGGUGACCAAACAUUCAAACCUAUGAGUCCAUGGGGCACUGGAGACUUGCUUUGGUAGAAGUUGGGGGGAGGUGGGGAAUUCAGGUCCCAGAAAGGAUGUGUGGAGUUGGAGUGGGUGAGGGGAGCCAGGGGAGGUGGAGGACAGGAUCUGAGGAUAAAUCAGGAUGGCUGCCAGUGCGUUUAUUUGGAAAAAGACUGCACCUUUGAUACUCUGUAGUCGCACAUAGGGUUGAACUGGAGAAAAGGAGCAUGUGAGCUGGGGUGUGGCUUGUGAUCAGGGCUCAAUACUGAUCUUGUGAUACUGACCUUGACAGUAGGCACCAGUCAUAUUUUAAUGAAGGGCCACAAGUUCCUCUUGCUAGAGAUAAGAAGAAUGACUGCUUUAGCAAGCAGGAACUUUCCUCAAAAGAGGGGAGGAGACAUCCUCAGGGCAUAGAGACCUUUAUCCAACUGCCUGACCCUGGGAAAAUGACUUCUGAGAACCAGACAGUAUGCUACAAUGUCUUAGUUUUACUAUAUGGGCCUGUUCCCCUCAUAACAAAAGGGAAGGUCCUGAUGUCUUACUCUUUUCCCAUUAUACUGUACCAUUCUGAUUUCUCUGUAUUUAUGAACUGGACUCUUGCCCUUACUGGAUCUGAUUUGUAGGUAGUUCAUCCUUGGGAUCAAGUGUGUCUUAACUUUCCUGUUCUUGGUGUAAUUAGGAGGGCACAUUGAAAUUCCUGUCUCUGUGGUGGCAGGAAGGUUUUUCUAAAGAAUUUUUUCAUCCUUUAGCUACGCCCAAACAAAAUUUCCCAAAGGGAAAGGCAUUAAUAGUGAGAAUCAUUAAAAAUGAAAGUUUAAAAGGUGCUGGAGAAGUGUGGUCUGCAAUGUGGAAAUGCUGGAACUUUGUGAAGCAGCAAUGGUCGCCAUGCAGUUCAUGCCAGUGGGGACCAUUCUCAUCCAGACCACCACAUCACCUCACUGGAGGCUUCAGAAAUGUUAGAAUUCUCACUUGUUGGGUGACUCUGACGUGUAGCUUGUGCAUAUACUGGCACACUUUGUAUGUUUCAAAUCAAAUUAAUGAUAGUACAUGUUAAGCUUGGCAUAGCAGUUGAUGGUUCAGUUUAGUUGUGCCAACAUCUGAGACAACACUGUUUUAGCUGCCAUUUGGUACUAUUAGUUCACAAAGACUCAGGUUAGAUGACAUAACUAACCACCCUCAGUCCUAAUGGAGCUAACAGACUGCCAGAGCAUAUAGGAUAUGAGAACUAAAACCUCCCCUGGUGGUGGGUGACUCCAUUGUGCGUGAGCCAGUUCAGCUGAAUUAAUAAAACCAGGUUUAAUUUGGGCAAAGCAUCCCUGGGUGGUCUCAGGAAAGGGGAAACCACAAAACUGCUCCCAAGGAGGGGCCUUAAAUACCCUCAGGGGGAGGAGCCAGGCUUGCCAGGCUUUCUUUGGGCAGUGUCUGGAAUGGGAGGAGUGGAUCUGAGCUCCAGCUGAACAUCUGGGUGGGGCUUGGGAUGGGGCCCCAAUCUGGAGACUCCCAACAGGAUAUAAAGGCAAACAUAAUUAGAAUAUUAUUUAGGAAGAGUGGGGAUAAACACACUAAAAUGGGGUAAUAAACUGGAGGUAGGCAGUGUCACUCAGUCUGAAUGAUAAGUACCUGCAGGCCUUAAAGGAUAUAAGGACACUUCAGAAAGAGGAAAGAACACUUGCAAGAAUACAGAGAUUUUUUUUCAAGAAUUGAAGCUACAGUUUUAAUUUCUUGUUCGUUGAAAGAACUACAAAUAAUUUGUCAUCACUGAAGCAUAUGAUGUGUGGGAUGAAGUGAGGGGUAGAGCUGGACACUUGGGGAGCAAGUGAUACACAGACUUGUUUGUUGUGCACGGGGUUUAGACUUUUCCUUUGGACCAGUGGUCUCCACAAAUGGGUGUGAGUACAAAACAUUGGGCACAGGGAAGAUGACUAGAAUUCCUCUUUUUUUUUUCACGUGCGUGCAUGCAUGCGUGUGAUUUGUCUCAUGUUUUCCCCUCUUCCUGUCAGUCUUUUAAAUGUUGAUUUUGUGUGUUGUUUGUUUUUGAAUCAAUUUUUCAUGUAAUUGAGGCUGGCCUUGAGCUAUGUAGCUUUGGAUGACUUUGAGCUUCAGAUCCUCUUGCCUCACUUCUAAGUGCUGGGAUUACAGGUGUUUAUACCAUGCCAGGUUUCUGUGAUGCUGAGGAUCAAACCCAGGGCUUUGUGCAUUCUAGGCAAGUACUCUAUAAACUGAGCCACAUUCUCAACUCCAAUCUGUGUAUUUGUAAAUUUAAAUAUAGGAAUUCAUUUAUAUAAUAUAUAAGUAAUCAUAUGUAAAAGGUUUUUGUUGAAGAUUUUUGUUUCUUAGGAGAGCCCAUGCUCAAGAGAAUAUAGAGGUUCAUUUGAGAGAAGCAAAUUAGAGAGUUGAAGAACCUAAGGAGUUCCAGUUAGAAUCACAGGAUCAGAUCUGCUUUAUAUUUUCUGGGAUCUCUCAGGAGGGUAGAGUGGAGGGGAUCAGGUCCAAGAUGAGAGAGCUUAAUUGAGUUGCAUAUACUGGCGUGUGCCUGUGAUCCCAUCUCCUUCAGAGACGGAGGGAGCCCAUGAGAAGAGACUGGUCUGGGCAGCAUAGCAAGAGCUGGUCUCACAGAGGAGAAAAGGGGAAGGAGAGAGAGGGCGGGGGCAGAGAGAUAUAACGGAAAGCUAUUUAAAAGACUUGAAUUGGGAUGGAGAGAUGCCUCAGCAGUUAGAAGAGCGUGCACUACUCUUAUAGAGGACUUGAGUUAGGUUCCCAGCACCACAUUUGGCAGGGAUCUGAAGCCCCUGGCCUCUGCAGCCAUCUGCAUGCACACAAACACACAAUUAACAAAACGAAGGCUAAGUGAGAAAGCGUGGGAGAGAGGGUUAGGUUAAAGGCAGAUUCCUUUUUUAUUUUUUAAAGAAAAUAUAUUUGCUCAGAAAGGGGAAAGACGCUGAUGAAAGAAUAGAGUAGGAGUGGCCACCUGCAGGACAGCAGCAGACAGCAGUCUUGAGCAGGCACUGCUGUUGACUAUGGUCACUGCCAGCAGUGUGCCGGUUGAAGACUUACUGUACUUUCCAAUCCACUGGUUAGUGCUACUCAAUUAGGGGAACCUUUCCUAGCGCUACAUUUAAAUGAGGUAGGGGAAAUUUAAAGAUUCCUAUGUGUUAUGAAGCAAGCAUAUCCUUUAUUUUUAUUUUCCCACUUUUAGACAUUAACGUUUCUUGUGCUUUUUAGAGUGUUUCUAAUGCAUCUUUGAUUUGCCUAGAUGACAAAUUUAGAAGGAUUUAGUAUAUUUCCAGCUCACCCCACCCCCAUUUUUAGGAUCAUUUGGUAUGGUCCCAGAUCAGUGCAUACAUCUUUGUAUACCAAAGCCCACGAGAGCUUGCAUUUUGCUUUAUAGAGGCAGUAGAUUCUGGUGUAUGUCUGCUUAAGCCAUCAGAAACAUCGGGAGACUAACAGGCUCAAUACAUUUUCUUUGAAAGAAAAAAACUGAAAACAAAAACCGGGUUCUGGCUGCAGCCUCUCUUCCUUUGUUCUACAUCUCAGAAGAUGCACGGGAGGGGAGCUGCCUGGUAACUGGAGGUUCCUCUUGACCAGCUCCGCUUCAGCCUGUUUGUCCAGUUCUAAACCAUGUCAUCUCCAGGACCCAAGGAAAACAGUCAGAGGAGCCCCUUUUAGAAAUUGAAGUGAGAGCCUCAGGUAUGUAGGCACACACUCUACUAUCCCUUAAAUGUAUUAACUGAAUUCUUUAUAAAAGUGAGGAAUUUAGGAACUUGAACUCCAGUUGGGAAUGUACUGUAUUCUUGCUUAUUUUACUUGUUAGGUAGUGAGGGAAAAGCCAGUGAGAGUGGAGACAGGGGGAACUUGAGCGUUGUUGUUUUUAGAGCCCUUCAAGAGACUGCAUAACAGCUGUGCGUCCUCUCCGGCAUACUUAGCGUUACAGGGACUAAGAGGAACGGUUUAGAAUGGGCAUGAUUUACAAUGAUUAACCUAGGAAAUUACUCCUUACAAUUUUAAUUUGUUGAUGAAUUCUGGCGAAGAAAAUAAGUGCUCUUGGUCUCUUGAAAAUAUAUGUCAGUAUAUAAGGGUAUUUGUUUUUUAGAAGCUUGUUUAUAUAUUGUGGUAAAGAUGUUUGAAGAAAGCUGUGUCCUGUAAUACAUGGAAAUUUAUAUCCUUUUAAUUUUGAUUCUGGGGUAGUUUAUUUUUCUCUCUUCCCUUUUUCUGUGGGGGUGGGGAUUCAAGAUAGGGUUUCUCUGUGUGGCUCUGGCUGUCCUGGAAGUUGCUCUGUAGACCAGGCUGGCUCUGAACUCAGAAAUCCACCUGCCUCUGCCUCCCAAGUGCUGGGGUUAAUGGCGUGUGCCACUGCCCAGCAGAGCAGUUUAUUUUUCAAACCCAGCUAAGUCUUUAUUCUGAUACUUGGUCAGAUACCAUGGUGUGGCCUGACCUAUGCUCUCUAAGAUGAUAUUUUGUUUUGGAGAGGAUAUUGGCACUCCAACAGCUUGUUUAUGUAUUAAACUACAUAAAAAUGGAACUUGAGGGUUAUGACCCUUAAAUGCUAUCCUUCAAUUUCUUAGAAAGAUUAUAAAUCAUUAUUGCAUCAUCAAUAAUUAUAGCAAUAGAUCAUUUUAGAAACCAGUUGGCACAAGGUUUUGUUGCAUAACACAUUUGAUAUCAUGAAAAAAUACAGCAAUUCUGUUUCAUUACCCUUUUGGUGGAACAUAGAAUUGUACCUUUCAUAAAACUAAAUUCUAGUACCACAAAAAGGAUUCUGUGGAAAUACUGCCUGUCAGGCUUACCUGUUGAGUGCAUGUGAUGCUUCGUGGUUUGUCUCAGCUUUUUUGGAGGUUGGUGCUAAGAAGUCACCUGUGGUCUCCUCCGGACCUGCUGGUUAUACUUUUGAAGGCAGCUGUGAAGUUCCCACUAACUCAGAAGACUACUGGCUGUGAUGGCUUUUUAAGUGGAGUACAGACCAAGGGAGAAGUCAGGUGACCAGCUGAUCUGAGGAACCCCUGGUCCUGUCCUUCUCAUCUACCUAGCCUUACUCAGGAGUGCCCAUUGUGUGCACAUGGCUGUAUGAAAUGUGAUUCACUUACAUUUGAGGAAUCAGUGGUCAUCCUGCAAUAGGAGAGAUGACUAAAACCACUGGAAUAUGCUGAUAUGCACAUUUUACCAUUUUUCUAAUAUUAUUUUUAUAGAAGACAGCAAUGUUUAUAUUAAGAAUAGUAUGCUAUUCAUUUUAAAACCCUGUUUCUCAUUUUGAGAAUUUAUUAUAUACUAUAGCCAUGGAUGAGAUGAAAUUGAAAAUCAGAAACUUACUGUGGGAAGGUGAUUGGUUUAUUUUUAACUGGAAAGGAAAAUGUAUUUGCAGUAAGAUCACAGUAAUUUCAAUGGUGUGACUUUAUUUAAAUGGGGAUGGUGAUACAUUUCAGGGCAGAACAUUGCCUGCCAUGUGUGAGGCACUGGGUUCGAUCCUCAGCAUUGAAAAAAAAAGGUGAGAAAGAGGUCGGAUAAUACUUGAAUGUAUCAGCUUGUCAUGCCAUCAGAAUUUGUUUUCUCAUUUAGUGAAGAUAAUAUAUAGUAAGCCCAUAAAAUCAGCAAUGCUGUUUAAAGAUGUGGAAUACUUUUCUUUCUAUUAAAAUUGCAGUAAGUUAGUUUGGCCUAUUUAGUGUAAUUUAGUUAGCAUCCCUUAGGCCCGGGGUUCAAUCCCCAGCACUGAAGCAAAACAAAGAAAACACAUUGUGACGAGUGGAACCUAUUACUUGCUAGGUAUUUCAGAUGUGCCACAGCUGUACGCUUCAGUCCCUUAUCUCAGCAUCACAACCAGUGCAGUGAGAAAGUUGAGACUGGACAGUUAAACACCCCGGCAUGCCUCCCUCAUUCUGCAACAGGGAUCCCUCAGAAGAAAGUUGUAGAUGUAACCUACCGUCUUUUUAAAUAAGAAACACAGAACCAAUGCAAAGAAGAAAGCCAAGAGGUCAGAGCUAAGAGCUAAAACCUUACCCUUCCUCCUGCGGUGGUCCUACCUCUCCAAAAGAGAGCUACUUCCUGGGUUAAAGUCUUUAUAUAUAGUUUCUGUUCUGCCUUCUCAUUGGUUGUAAACCCAACCACAUGACCGCCUGGUCACUGCCUGUCUGUACAGACCUCCAGGUCUCCUUUGGUUGGUAUUGAGAUUAAAGGCAUGUGUAUCCAAUACUGGCUGUAUCCCUGAACACACAGAGACUUACCUAGCUCUGCCUACCAAGUGCUGGGAUUACAAGCGUACGCCACCACUGCCCUGCUUUCCUAUGGCUUGCUAAUAGCUCUGACCCCCGGGCAACUUUAUUUAUUAACAUACAAAUAACAUUUUAGUACAAAUAAAAUAUCACCAUAGAAAGUAGAUAGUACAUUUAGACAGAGUCUGUCUGUCUGUGUUCAGUUUUCCUAUGUGUACUGCAUUUAUAUUUUGCCUCUUCUCUCCAACCACACAAAUGUAUGUUUUACAAGCUUUAGCAGUUAAUAUGUUAUGGAAACUUGAUCUUUCUGUAUUCUAACAACUUACCUGCUCUUUGUUUGGUUAUACCUGGCUAUUUUAAAGACAAGAACAAGAACCUCUUGUUUUUUAUUUAUUUAUUUUUAAACAAACUGAUUUAUGUUCCAGAGCUUUGGAAGAAUUCCUCUGAAUUCGUGGUGUUAGGUUGAAGCUCCAAACAGGAUUGAAAGAAACAUUUGAAGGCCUCCAGAUCCCCUCCCGGUUCUGUGCCAGAGUCUGACAUGAAAUACUUGACUGUUCCUAAACUAGUCUCCUGAAGCUCUGAUAGUGAUGUCUGAGCACAACUUUAAAGGACUCUCAGACAGUGCCGCUCCACUUUGUGCUUUAGCAUUGUGUUGCAGCAGGGCAGAGUAAUGGGAAAUUAAGUAGACAUGGGAGGGGAAGAAGGGGCUCCGCACCCAGAGUCUGCCUGAAGCCUUCUCUUCCUGGGCGAGACUCAAGAAUUCUACCACAGUUAACAACAUUUGCUAGGAAGGUUGCCAUGAGAGACUGACUAUCAUCUAUGUAUGUAUCUAUGUAUGUAUGUAUGCAUGUAUCUAUCUAUCUAUCUAUUUAUCUAUCUAUCUAUCUUUGUUUGUUUGUUUAUUUUGAGAGCCAGGGUCUUACAUGUAUCCCUGACUGUCCUAGAGCUUGCUGUGUAGACCAGGUUGACCUCAAACUCAGCUCCUCCUGCCUCUGCCUCCAAAGUGCUGAUAUUAAGCCACCACACCUGGCAAUUGUGGUGGUAUUGUGUUCCCCAAAAUAUUGUGUACCCUAAUAAAUUUAUCUGGGGUCAGAGACAGAACAGCCACUAGAUACAAAGGCUAGAAAAUGGUGGCACUCACACCUUUAAUCCUAGCACUCCAGAGGUAGAAAUCCCUCUGGAUCUCUGUGAGUUCAAGGCCACAUUGGAAAUGGCCAGGCAUGGUGACACACGCCUUUAAUCCCAGAAAGCGAGCCUUUAGUCCCAGGGAGUGGUGGUAGAAAGCAGAAAGGUAUAUAAGGCGUGAGGACCAGAAACUAGAAGCAUUUGGCCUGGUUAAGCAUUUGGCCUAGUUAAGCAUUCAGGCCUUUGAGCAGCAAUUCAGCUGAGACCCAUUCUGGACUCAGAGGCCUCCAAUCUGAGGAAACAAGACCAGCUGAGGAUCCGGUGAGGUGAGGUAGCUGUGGCCUGUUCUGGUUCUCUGAUCUUCCAGUUCACCCUAAUACCUGGCCCAGGUUUGUUUUAUUAAAUAAGACCAUUUAAGAUUCCUGCUACAGGCAAUGAUUCCUUUGAUUGAUAGAUAGAUAGAUAGAUAGAUAGAUAGAUAGAUAGAUAGAUAGAUAGAUAGAUGGUAGAUAGAUAGAUUUCUAAUAAAAAUGUUACAAUACCAAAGAACAGGCUGGGGAAAUAGUUUAGUUGGUAGGGUGCUACGGGGGGGAUAUAUUUCACUUGGUAGGGUGCUAUGAGAAUAUAGGUCAGUUGGCAGAGUGCUAUGGGGAAAUAGGUCAGUUGGUAGGGUGCUGUGGGGAUGUAGUUCAGUUGCACAAUGUAGGCUAGUAUACACAAAGUCCUAGGUUCAGUCAUCAGCACUGUAUAAAACCCUGUGCUGUUAUACCCCUGUGAUCUCAGUGUUUGGGAGGUAGAGGAAGGAGAAUCAAAAGUUUAAAGUAAUUCUUGGCUACAUAAUUAAGGCCAGCCUGAGCUAUAUGAGACCUUGUCUUUAAAAACAAACAAAAAAACAACCAUGCACGACACUUAAGGCCUAUGGCCUAUUCAUCUCCCAGAUAUCUGGGUAUUUUCACAAGCAAGAUUAGUAGAGUCUGUAUACAGUGAAGACUUCUCUGUGAUCUAGGGCUUUACCUAUUAGUAGCAUUCUUAUCCACUGCACUUUAGGAACCAUCCUGUGAGCUCACUUAAAUACUUUAUCAAUCCUUUAAAGGUACAGCUAAAGAACUCAGCAAUAUCAUAUGUAUGGGUUUUGUAAAGGCAGUUAAGUGUGAUGCUCCCUUGAGAAGCCCAUACCUAUAUGUAGACAUGUUUUAUAUUUUCCCUGAGUUCCUCUCUUUCUAACCUGCACUACUUUCUGUAGUUAGAUCUGUGUUGGAAUCUCUUCCUAAUAAACUCCAGCUCUCAACUCAGCUUUAUAAUGGCUUGUCCUGAAAUUCUUUUUCUGGUGCACAGUCAUGGAUUCCUCAGGAUGCUGCAGGCAGCAGUGUGGAGCUGUGUUUCCAGCCCUCUGGUAGUACCUAAGGAGAACACUUCACAUCCUAUAACCCAACAUCCUGCCCCAUGUAGAAUUCACCCUUGGGCAGUUCUGAAGAUUGUUCACAAACUUAGGGGGACCUUGCUUUCUGUAACCCUUCCUGAGGGUCAGUCAGGUCGUUCUGGUAAUGGUAGCUGGAGAGGCUUUGUCCUUCUCGCCACUCUUGUCUGGACCGACUCUGCUGAAUAGUAACUGAGACAUCCUGAAGAAGAAUUGUGAGUGCUGCCAGGUUUGAAACCACCAGGUUUGAAACCAUCAGGUUUGAAACCACCUUUGCUGCCAGAUGGCAUGUUGUUGCUGCUCUUGUUUUGAAAAAGGAUCUCAUUGUAAUCCAGCCUGUCUUGGAACUCAUGGCCGUCCUCCUGCUUCAGCCAGCUAAGUCUUGAAUUGCAGUCCUCUGCCACCACACCCAGCUAGAUUGUUAAUUAUGAAGUAUCACCUCACAUCAUUAACACAUUAAAAAUCGCUUUUAUACCAUUGGUCAUUUUGGAGGUGACCAGUUCAGCUUUAUUUCAACCAUAGUUUACAUAGCAUCUUUGUCUAUACACAGUGUUCCUGAGCUACAGUCUUCAUGCUUCUUAGUAUGUGUGUUUUUGUUUGUUUGUUUGUUUUGUGUUUCUAGACAGGGUUUCUCUUUGUAGCCCUGGCUGUCCUAGAACUCAGUCUGUAGACCAGGCUGGUCUCAAACUCACAGACAUCCACCUGCCUCUGCCUCCAGAGUGUUGGGAUUAAAGGCCUGUGCCACCACCACCUGGCAUGGUCAUUAGCUUUAAAAAAAGUUAAGUGUUUACAUGUGUGAGUUUGUGCAUGUGAGUACAGUGCCCUUGGAUAACAGAAGAAGCUGUCAGAUCCCCAGAAGCUGGUGUUAUAGUCAGUUGUGAGCUGCAUGAUAUGGAUGCUAGGAACUACCCUCAGCCCUGGCCAUUGGUUUUUGAGAGUGAAUGUGCUGGUUCACACUUGGUUUAGCAUUCUGUAAUAGUCUGUUUCAUAUAUCCUCACACAACAGAAUGCACUUGUUUUGUGACAGGGUCUCAUGUAGCCCUGGCUGGAACUCCUGAUCUUGUCUCCAUCUCCCAAGUGGUGGGAUUUCAGGGGUGUGCUCUUACCCCUGGUCUGCAUCUUGGCAAGCUUGGCAUCAGCAGUAACCUUGAUGAUGACCUGACAGGGACAGUUUAUUUUGUUGUAUAGCAUGAAAUGACUUGCUGCAUAUUGAUAUAGAAUAGUUAAAUUAUUCUCUACAAUGAUCCCUUGUAGUUCUCUCAUUCUGUGAUUAACAAAAUUUCAUGAGUAAAUUUGCUUCGUGUUUCAUGGUGCCUACAUUUGAACAACUGAGUGUAUCUCCUGAGUUCUGGCUUGUCCUGCCUUGGGGUCCCUGGGGAAGCUGGAGCCCAGGCUACCUUCCUGCUGCCUUUCGUCCUGCCUCCCCACCACUUCCUGCUGCCUUUCUUCCUGCCCUUCCCAUCACUUCCUGCUGCCUUUCCUCCUGCCCUCCCCACCACUUCCUGCUGCCUUUCCUCCUGCCUCCCCACCACUUCCUGCUGCCUUUCCUCCUGCCUCCCCACCACUUCCUGCUGCCUUUCGUCCUGCCUCCGCACCACUUCCUGCUGCCUUUCUUCCUGCCCUCUCCAUCACUUCCUACUGCCUUUCCUCCUGCCUCCCCACCACUUCCUGCUGCCUUUCCUCCUGCCCUCCCCAUCACUUCCUGCUGCCUUUCCUCCUGCCUCCCCACCACUUCCUGCUGCCUUUCCUCCUGCCUCCCCAUCACUUCCUGCUGCCUUUCCUCCUGCCUCCCCACCACUUCCUGCUGCCUUUCCUCCUGCCUCCCCACCACUUCCUGCUGCCUUUCCUCCUGCCUCCCCAUCACUUCCUGCUGCCUUUCCUUCUGCCUCCCCAUCACUUCCUGCUGCCUUUCCUCCUGCCUCCCCACCACUUCCUGCUGCCUUUCCUCCUGCCUCCCCAUCAUUUCCUGCCGCCUUUCCUCCUGCCUCCCCAUCACUUCCUGCUGCCUUUCCUCCUGCCUCCCCACCACUUUCUGCUGCCUUUCCUCCUGCCUCCCCAUCAUUUCCUGCCGCCUUUCCUCCUGCCCUCCCCAUCACUUCCUGCUGCCUUUCCUCCUGCCUCCCCACGACUUCCUACUGCCUUUCUUCCUGCCCUCCCCAUCACUUCCUGCCGCCUUUCCUCCUGCCCUCCCCACCACUUCCUGCUGCCUUUCCUCCUGCCCUCCCCACCACUUCCUGCUGCCUUUCCUCCUGCCUCCCCACCACUUCCUGCUGCCUUUCCUCCUGCCUCCCCACCACUUCCUGCUGCCUUUCCUCCUGCCCUCUCCAUCACUUCCUGCCGCCUUUCCUCCUGCCUCCCCAUCACUUCCUGCCGCCUUUCCUCCUGCCCUCCCCACCACUUCCUGCUGCCUUUCCUCCUGCCCUCCCCACCACUUCCUGCUGCCUUUCCUCCUGCCUCCCCACCACUUCCUGCUGCCUUUCCUCCUGCCUCCCCACCACUUCCUGCUGCCUUUCCUCCUGCCCUCUCCAUCACUUCCUGCUGCCUUUCCUCCUGCCUCCCCACGACUUCCUACUGCCUUUCUUCCUGCCCUCCCCAUCACUUCCUGCCGCCUUUCCUCCUGCCCUCCCCACCACUUCCUGCUGCCUUUCGUCCUGCCUCCCCACCACUUCCUGCUGCCUUUCCUCCUGCCUCCCCAUCACUUCCUGCUGCCUUUCCUCCUGCCCUCCCCAUCACUUCCUGCUGCCUUUCCUCCUGCCCUCCCCAUCACUUCCUGCUACCUUUCCUCCUGCCUCCCCAUCACUUCCUGCUGCCUUUCCUCCUGCCUCCCCAUCACUUCCUGCUGCCUUUCCUCCUGCCCUCCCCACCACUUCCUGCUGCCUUUCCUCCUGCCUCCCCACGACUUCCUGCUGCCUUUCCUCCUGCCCUCUCCAUCACUUCCUGCCGCCUUUCCUCCUGCCCUCUCCAUCACUUCCUGCCGCCUUUCCUCCUGCCCUCCCCACCACUUCCUGCUGCCUUUCCUCCUGCCCUCUCCAUCACUUCCUGCCGCCUUUCCUCCUGCCCUCCCCAUCACUUCCUGCCGCCUUUCCUCCUGCCCUCCCCACCACUUCCUGCUGCCUUUCCUCCUGCCCUCCCCAUCAUUUCCUUGGCUUCUUGAUCUCACUACACACAGUGCUCUUUCCACAGCAGGGGAGGAGGCACAGCUUCCCAGAGCUGAGAGCUUGAAGAGCCUGGGACCACACUGAAAACUUACAUUGUGUGUGAUUGGCCAGGUCAUCUCGAACCAGAUAGGCUUUUGUUUUGUUUUGUUUGUUAAAGGUAUUUUUGUCAUUUGUCUCUGUCUUAGUUAGAGUUUCUAUUGCUGUGAAGAGACACCAUGACUUCGGCAAAUCUUACGAAGGAAAAUAUUUAGUUGGGUGACUACAGUUCAGAGUUUCAGUCCAUUAUCAUGGUAAGACAUGGCAGUGUGCAGGCAGAUGUGGUGCUGGAGCUGAGAGUUCUACAUCUUGCAGACAACAGGAAGUCAACUGAGACACUGGGCGGUAUCCUGUGCACAGGAAUCCUCAAAGUCCACUCCCCUCAGUGGCACACUUCCUCCAACAAGGCCACACCCACUCCAACAAAGCCACACCUCCUAAUAGUGCCACUCCAUAUGAGAUUAUGGGGGUCAAUUACAUUCAAACUACCACAGCCUAAAUUAAAGUUCUGAGAGAAAGAAUAUGGCAAAUUGCUGUUGUGACCGCCAGAUCACACAACUUUGAUAGUACCUUCUCUUUCCUUUCUGAGCAGACAUCUUUUUAAAAAUUUAAAUUUCAAAUAUGAGUACUGUGUUUGCAUUAUUUCUACCCCUCCUUCUCGCCCCACUCCCUCUCUGAUUAAUGAUCUUUUCUUCUAUAAAUUAUUGUUAUGCAUACAUGUAUACAUACAUAGAUGUAUACACACCUAUCCUACUGAGCCUUGUUUCUUGUUGCUCUUAUGUCCAUGAGUGUGGGGCUGUCUACUUGAGUUUGUGUAAUGCGUGGGGACUCACGCCCGGAGAAGACUGAGUCACCUUCUUUCAGGAGCCAUUGAUUGCCUGCAGCUCUUCAUUUAGGGUUUGGGGCUUGUGAAAUUUUCCUAUUUGUGUUAGGAGAGAGAGAGAGAGAGAGAGAGAGAGAGAGAGAGAGAGAGAGAGAGAGAGAGAGAGAGAGAGAUUGAGAUUGAGAUUGAGAUUGAUUUCCUGCAGAGCCUGGAGCUAACUGACCUAGCUAGCCAGCCUGCCCCGGGACCUGUCUCUGCCCCACAGUGCUAGAAUCACAAGUGGUGCCCACAGGCCUGGCUUUAAACAGGGUCUGGAGUCUGGUCGUCAGGCCUGGGUGGGCAAGAGCUCGCCUUAUCCACUGAGCCAUCUUUGCAGACUUCACAGGACAUUUUUGUUGUUGUUGUGCUGGUGCUGUUGUUUGUGCAUUUGGGAGGUGCAGUGCCAAAAUACUUGUUAUAACUGGAAAGGAGGUCCUGGAGAUGACAUGUGAUCUGGGAAAACAGGAAAUGAUGGGUUCUUUUCUCCUUCACUUCUUAUUCUUUUUUCAGAUAUUUGAUUGAGCCCUACUAAUCACCUUCAUAGGGUUUUGCAUUGUUAAGAACAAAUAUUUUGUUUUCUCAGACCAGUAUUAAGCAGAUUUAUGUCACAGUAUCCUUUUGAGAGGGAGAGAGGACAGUGUCUCUUGAUACAGCCUGGCUGUCAUGGAACUCAGUCUGUAAACCAGGCUGUCCUUGAACUCACAAAGAUCCACUUGCCUCUGCUUCCCAAGCUCUGGGAUUAGAGGCGUGCACUUGUGCUUUCUCUUCCCUUUUAAAUUUAACACUGGAAUUUAACCCAGUGUUUAAUUUAACCCAAAGGAAGGGGUUUUCAUGAAAGUCACAGGAAGAAAUGCUUUACGUGGGUGGUAGGGUUUGUACAGACCCCUAAGUAAGAUAGUCGGGCAACACAGCAACAUUCCGUGCUUUGGCAGGGAACAAAAAGCAGAAAGUUGUGUCUGUAUUUCUAUAUGCAAAAAAAAAAAAAAGUGCUUGUAACCACAUGUGGAAAACAUUAGUCUGCAAUCAGAACCACCUCACUCUUAUUUUAAGGUUGUAUUAAAUAAAUAGCCUGGGACACUUAUUUUGGUAGAAAUAUUAUAUGGUAUUACUGCUACCUAAUUAAGUAGAAAAUUUUUUUCAUGUCUAAAUAACUCCAAAGAAACUUGUUCUUGAAAUGAUUGGACAUUCUCUCCCCGCCUCCUCCUCCCCCACAGUGUACUCUAAGCAUUUGGAUGGAACAGCUUGAAGGGCAGCGCUAUGACUGCUGGAGGAAGGUUAUUUCUAUGCACUUUGGAGAUCUUGACUAGAUCCACUUUUGAUACCUUGAAGGGAAAACAGUAUGUUUACAGUGGGCUGAAAUAAAUAUAUACAUAGCAUUCAGAAUUCCAUGGAUGAUAUGGUCCGACUCUUUGCUUUUAGAUGUCAGAACUUUGACAAUGCGCAGGCCAAAGGAAGCUUGUUGUUUGCCUCUCUGCCCUCUGGCAUUUCCACAGCUGAGUCUGGGGAAUGCUGGUAGUAAGCAGACUAAUGGGAGAAAAGGCAUGCACCCCAAUUAUGUGCACAGGAGGAGCAAGGAGGUAGUAUCUGAAACCCCACAGAUUUAGAAAAACCAAGAGGACUGUAGCUGUUUUGGAGGAGGAAGAAACGGUUUCCAGAGAAAUGAAUGCCCGUGGGCCGUGGCCUAAGACAGAGUUUCCCCUGGGCUCUGGGUAUGACAUCAAGGGCUCGAAUCCUUUCCUGUAAGUUGUCCUCUCUGUGUGAUGAAAUGAUGAGGAAGGUCUUGUUUUCCUUCAGGAGAUAUUUCCAGAGAGCGUGCUGCAGAGAAGGCAAAUGGGGGUCUAAGAGACCUGGGUCUUAGCUUUGUGUCUAAGCUCAACAUUUGAGAGCCUCAUGCUCGAGGGGUGAUUUUCUCAGCUCCUACAGCGGGUACCUCAUGGGACUGAACAAAUCCUUCUCUUCAGAGUGCUCUGCUUCCCUUUCAUGCCCUGAAAUGAGUCCUCUAGUAAAUCCCCGUGUGUGCUGUGCUGUUUGCUGUCUCCUCCCUGACUGCUAGACACAAAGAGGUGGCUGAGAAAGUGCCACUGGUGUUGGACACCUGGGCAGCCCUGGGCGGGCCCUCAGUAUGGUUGAGAGGGAGGAAGGAAGUUGUCCAGUCAUGCAGUCUCUACAUGUUUUCUUGCUUUUUAAAAAUGAUGUAUUUUUUCUUUGAAUAUUUAGUUUAUGUGUAUGUUUAUGAGUCUGGGUAUGUGUAUACUUACCACAUGCUUUCAGAAAACCAUGGAGGUCAGAAGAGGGUAUUGGAUUUCUUGGAACUGGAGUUACAGAUGGUUUUGAGCAACCAUGUGGAUACUGAAAACAAAACCUGGGUCCUCAGCAAGAGCACUUAAGUAACUGCUGAGCUAUCUCUCUAGCUCUGUUUUUAUUUUACUAUAAAUGUGGUGGGGCAUGGGGGAGAUGAGAAUAUGAGUGCAGUUCCUCUCAGAGGCCAGAAGAGGGCAUUGGAUCCCUGCAGCUGCUAUUACAGGUGGUUGUAAUCCUGUCAUGUGGGUGCUGGGAUCCAAGCUUUGGGCUUAUGUGAGAGCUGUACCUUCCCUGAGCUGCUGAGCGGCUCUCCAGCCCCAGUGCUCUUUAUUCUCAGUGAUGCUGACAGUGUAUCUUCACUGUCUUUUCUGUCAGAGCCCUUUAACAGUAGGACCAGAGACCUUUUAAAUAUGCUAAGAAUUUAUGUUCACUGCACACAGCAGAAGAAAAUGCUUAUAAGAGACGUCUUAUUUUUAAGAAUGUUCUAAGUGGCUCUUCAUUGUACUAUAUAGAAGCUCGUUACUGGGCUGGAGAGAUGGCUCAGAGGUUAAGAGCACUGGCUCUUCUUCCUGAGGUCCUGAGUUCAAUUCCCAGCAACCACAUGGUGGCUCACAACCAUCAAUAAUGAGAUCUGGUGCCCUCUUCUGGCCUGCAGGUGUACACGCAGGCAGAACAUUGUAUACAUAAUAAAUAAAUAAAUCUUUUAAAAAAAGAAACUCGUUACUGGCUACUGACUGCAGGAAUGUUAUCAGUUUUUGAUAAAUCACACUCUUGAAGUUUAAGUAACCUUUGUGUUAGUUUUCUAUUGUUAUACCAGGGGUAUCAAACAUUUCUAUACGGUGAGAAAAAUGGAAAAGACUUGUUUCCACCUCAGUAAGUUAAUGUAUAUAUUGAUGUAAUGUUCCUAAUUUGAAUGUUGAUGACUGCAGAAUAUACUCAUAAAAUAGUUUAGGUGGAAACAGCAAUAUUGUUCCUAUUUAGGGUUGUAUGGGGUUUAAUCCUAAUCUGUACAUAUAUGUGUAUACCAGGCGGUAGAACCAGUAGGCAGACAUCUAGGGCUAGGCCAGGAAAGCUCAGUUCCCAAACUUCCCUGAACCUUGGUUUCUGCCCUUGAAUUGGUAAAGAGAUCACCUGAGUGAUACAUAGAAACGGCCUGGUGUUAAGUGCUGUAGUAAGAGACAGAGCUGCAGGUACAGCUCAGUGGUGCAUCAUGUACCUAGCAUGCACAAGCCCUAGGUCUGAUCCCCAGCACACCCCUCACCCCCUAAAAUGAUUUAGCUGCUGUGACCACAGACUCGAGGUAAACGGGUUAGGGACUUAUGACUGACUUCUUUAAAAUUCCGUGUCUGCGUUGUAUCUUUAAGAGGAGACAGGCAACAACGGGACCAAGGAGUUUAUGCUUCCCGAGUUAGAGCUAAGUGUUCUGUUCCUAAACUGGGAGGGCGGUCUGCCAUAGCCGAAGCACACCUCAUUGCUCACAGCUGUGUUGGGGCAGUGCCUUCUGUGUCCUUUUGCUUAUCUUCAAAAUCACGUCCUCUCUAAAGAAGGUUAGACUUUCGGCUCUAAAGACCUGAUGGCUGAUUCUGGUGUACUGACGACACUGUGACAGUCACUGAUGAGUUAAUGUGUUGUCAAAGAAGAGCCAGAUGAUGGAGAUUUAAACAUCACUCUUCUCUUCCUGUGGAGAAGGAACCAAGGCUUUUAGGGAGGCAAGGGUGUGAGCAAUUUCUAAGGGAUGAUGAACUGUUUGGGGGAAAUGAGCCCAAAGACAGAUAGUAGCCUGGGUCAGUGAUUCCCAGCUCUGACUUUGGCCUCCCUUCUCUGUGAUGUGCGUCCAGUGUUGGGUGAUGAAACUCCAUGCCAGUGUGCCUGCUUUGGAAGGGCAGUUAGGAAGGGAAGAAGGCGGUGCAGAAGUGGGGCAUUGUUCCUGCUCAGCCAACAGACUAACAGCUCAGGUCCAUCCAGCAGGCUUCUUUGUCUGCCUUUUGUUCUCUUGGGUAGCGAGGGGAGGCUGGUGAGCAGAGCUAGUUCUGUGUCAUUUUUCAGAAGUAGCUUCUGUCGCAUAGAAAUUCGAGUGGUGUCUUAGCUGCCAUUCCAAGUUGCCUUAGCCUGUACCACUGUGAGCUACAACUAAAUUCAUGUUUGUCCUUGAAUAACAGAGCCUUAGCUUGGCUUGUUUCUUGUCAGCUUUUCUCAACUGUAAAUUAUCCCGUCUACCUUUUGCUUCUGGGCUUUUACCUUUUGCUAUUUCUAUAUAUCUUUCUUUCUUACUCCAUUGCUGGUUGUAUAGCUGAGUGGCUGGCCUCUGAUGUCCUCCUUCUUCUCUUGCUCCUAGAUUUCUCCUUCUAUAUGUUCUCUCUGCCUGCCAGCCCCACCUAUCCUUUCUCCUGCCUUGCUAUUGGCCGUUCAGUUCUUUAUUAGACCAUCAGGUGUUUUAGACAGGCACAGUAACACAGCUUCACAGAGUUAAACAAAUGUAACAUAAACAAAAGUAACACACCUUAAAAUAAUAUUCUACAGCACUAGACAGAUUAGCAGGAGAGCAGGCAAAAUCACCAGCAUGCAAGUACAUGGGGCUCUUCAAAGCCUGGUGUUCAGCGGACAAGAGAGGGAGGUAAGACAUCUUCCUGGCCCUAGUCAAAGGGACCUUGGUAUCACAAGGACAUGAUUGAGACCGGGAAGCGAGGUGAGAAGGGUGGUAAUGACCUGAGGACUUAGGGGCAUGUUUAGAGAGUCUGGGGACAUGCUACACUUGAUAGCCUGAAGCAACUAGAAAAAUGCCUGAGAACCUAGUAUGUGUUGAGGCUGGAGUAACUGAUAACAGGUGACCUCAGAGGGCUUCAUAGAAAGUAUCUUUUUAUUGUUUAUCACAGGCUCAUGGCCAAGAACUGUUCAAUGCAAGUUUUGCCUGAUACACAUAGCUCCUGUCAUGGAAAGGCCCCCAAAAUACACACAAAUUCUGUCAUGUAAAGGCCCCCAAAAUACACACAAAUUCUGUCAUGUAAAGGCCCCAAAACAAGGAAAAGCUGUUUUAUGUUACAUUGACGGUGUAUAGACAGUUGGGCAGAGUGUUAUUGAACAGAGUGGGUGCAAGCUAACAUCUGUAAGCUGUUAAGGGAAGACCAGUAAGGCCCGAGCAGUCCGCCUUCUCCACAUCUGUGCCUUGAAGGAGGAUAUGGAUAUAUAGGGAGGACAUUUGGAGUGAAGUCUGUGUCCUGCUUCAAAGAUGGGGCUUAACAGUGACCUUCCUUCAUCGCCUGUCUUCAGAAAUACUCCUGUACCCUGCCAGAAGACAUUUGCUGUGUUGUACUUGGUUGUUAAUCUGACACUUUGUGGUCAGUGGUGAGGCAGAUGGCCGAGCAGUAUGGUCUUGACUUCAGAGCCUGGCCUCUUGGUGCCACAUCGUUGCCUUGUAGAAGGGAAACAGUGCUGUUUCUCCUCUGAGUGCUUGAUGUGGUGCACUUGACCAUGGGUGCUCCAGGCAGCUGCAGAGUCCCGUGAGGUUGUGGGGCCCUAACAGUUUCAUUAAGUAUAGUAUAUAGAUUAUGAAAGUACCUUUCUAAGUGUACACUUGAAUGUUUCUACUACAUUUUAAAAGUUGCUGUUGUUGCCACUGCCUGGUUUAGAACAGUAUCCCCAAAGAUGCCUUUCUGUUCCUAAUCCCAACUUGACAAACAUAGUCAGCUUCCUGUAUGUAGACUUUCCUGGAUAUGAACUCUUUCCUCUGAAAAUGAGAGCCCAGACAAACCUUUCUCCCAUAACUCAUUUGGUUUUUUGUUCUGUUUUUAGUAUUUUGGUUAUAACAAUGCAAAAGUAACUACUAAUUUAUUAUACAAGUUCUGUAUCUGAGUAUAUAUGGUUUUGUUAAUCCCAAAGUGCCAAGAUGAGAGGAACCAUUGACCCAAAUCAUCAUGGCCAAAUUAACUAAAGCAAGCCUUUUUAUUCAGGUACACAGGCUGCCUCCCCUAAGUUGGGGUUCAAGAUGUCAGCAUUGGAUGUGAGCUUUUAUAGCUCAGGGGUAGGGGGUUUCCAAAUGGGGGAUUUGGCAGGCAGAACAGGCGGGGUUUAGGAGCAGAACAUAAGCAUAACAAGUUAGUCCUAACAACCCCCUGAAGCAAAGGCAUGAUUGCAAGGUGGUAGUAACAACAGGUGGUCAUAAGAAGGUAGCCAUAGCAACCAUUUUGAAGCAGAAUUAGGGUUGCAGUAUGGUUAUUAACUUUUGAAACAAACAUGAUUGUCAUUCCUGGAACAGGCAGUGCAGAACCAUUUGUAAUUAAGGUUACAGGAGGAGAGUGACCCAGUACUGUGAAACGGAGUUAAUCAUAAACAGGAAUAAGCCUAGUUUGUCUUUACUACAAGAUAGCUUUUAAGCCUAAAAUGCAGGCAGGCUGGUUCUUCAGUUUGCCAAUAUUUUCCUCACAUAGGGAUUUUUAGUUUUUACAAUAUAUUUUGAAGUAUAAGUAAUGUAUUUUGUUUUGGUGGAGGUUUUGUUUUGUUUGUUUGGUUUUUGUUUGUUUUUUAAAUAAGAGCUCUCUAGGUAAGUCUGGUUGGUGUGGAACUUUCCUGGUAAACUGUGUCGGCCUCAGACUUAACUGUAAUCCUGUCUUUGUCUCCAGAAUCUGGGGUUAUCGCACCACUAUGAUUAGCUUCAGAUGUUUUCAUUUUAAUGGUUUCCUUUAAUUAAAAAAAAGAAGACGACGAAUUCUGCUUUCUUGCCAUAUCCUAGAACUCUUUGUCUCACCUGAGACUGAGGAUCUCCUAUUCUCAUUAAGUUUUCUAGUUGGUAGGUUCUAUUUGGAUGGGGAGGUCAUAGAAUUCUGUGCGAGGAAAUGGCAUUUUAGCUGGAAGUUCGCACAGGCUGAGAGAGGAGGGACUAGAAUGUCCUGGUGGGACAUACCCGGUUUGGAUACCUGGAUGUAGUCAGGCUGGAGCAGAGUGAGUGCCCUGGAUGGAUUUAAUGGAGCCAUGUGCAGACAGAGAUGUCACCGGCGUUGCUGUCCGGGAAAAUCUCUGCUGCCGGAAAGGAAGUGGAUCAGAAGCGAGCUGUGGUGGAUCAUACCCGCAAUCCAAGCACUUGGGAGGCCGAGGCAGGGAUAUUGCCAUGAAUUUGACACCAGCCUGGCUACAGCCGUUACGAUUCUGAACAUGCGCAGCUCAGGGGUCUUGUCUGGCGCCUUGCGCCAUCAGUGGGCGACUCGUACUGGACCCCACACUCUCCCUGCGCUCCCCUUCUCUUUUCUGUUUCCUCUCUGCUCUGUUCUCGCCGUCUUUCUGCCUCUCCAGGCCUGGUUUCCUUCUAAUAAAGCUCCUUCUAACUCUGGUAGUCGUAGCUGUGGCUUGUAACUUUUCCGCUGUGCCCGCCAACACAUCAGCGCCAUUGAGCCUAUUUAAAGAAAAAAAAAGCGUGGAUAGCUUUGGAAAGGACCAUUGCUAAUUAAGAGGCUGUUGGCCAGGUAGUAAGAAAUGCUAUCAGCUCUGGCCUGUGGGAACUAGAGUAUUAGAGACAUUUGAGAGCCUGCUUGCUUGAAAUGUCCCAAGAUGGUAAGGGUAAUUUACAUUCGUCUGUGGCUUCCACUCCACCCACUAGAAAGAGGAGGAGCUAGUUUCCAUAGCUCCACAUAGCAAGUCACUUCAAACCUCCAGUGCCUGCUGUUCCUUCUUCAAACUUGGGGGGCAGGGCUUGGAAGCAAGAACCUUAUAAUUCAUAUAUCCUUUUUUAUUUGUUGUUGAUUUUAUUUUGAAACAGGGUUUCAUGUAGCCAAUGUUGGUCUCAAAUUCUCCAUGUAACCAUGACCGUGAACUGAUCCUUCCACCCUCACUUAAGUGCAAGGAUUACGGGUGUACACCACCACACUGUCUCUCUGUGUGUAGUAGGACACAUGCCUUCGACUGUCGUUCCUAGGAAGCCAUCUACCUUGUUAUUUGAGACAGGAUCUCCAACUGGGACCUGGAGCUUUUGAUUUGGCUAAGGUAACUGGCCAAGGUGCCCAGAGAUCCACCUGUCUCAGUGUCUUAGUCAGGGUUUCUAUUGCUGUGAAGAGACACCAUGACCAUGGCAACUCUUAUAAAGGAAAACAUUUAAUUGGGGUGGCUUACAGUUCAGAGGUGCCGUCCAUGAUCAUCAUGUUGGGACAUGGCGGCACGCAGGCAGACAUGGUGCUGGGGAAACAACUGAGAGUUCUACAUCUUGAUCGGCAGGCAGCAGAAGGAAACUGAUCUGCACUGGGCAUGGCUUGAGCAUUGGAGACCUGAAAGGCCGCCCCCACAGUGACACACUUCCUCCAACAAGGCCACACCUAUUCCAACAAGGUUACACCUCCUGAUAGUGCUGCUCCCCAUGGGCCAAGCAUUCAAACACAUCAGUCUAUGGGGGCCAUACCUAUCCGAACACCACACUCAGUCUCCCCUUUGCUGGGAUUACAAAUGCGUGCCACCACUCCUGCCUUUUUAUGUGGGUGCUGGAGAUCAAACUCAGGUCCUUGUGAUUACACCAGUACUUUACUGAGCUGUCUGAUUAACCCAUUUUUGUUUUCGUUUUUAAAAUAUAAGGAUACAGGGCUGGAGAGAUGGCUCAGUGGUUAAGAGCAUUGACAGCUCUUCUAAAGCUCCUGAGUUCAAUUCCCAGCAACCACAUGGUGGCUUACAGCCACCUAUAAUGGAAUCUGAUGCCCUCUUUUGGCGUGCAGGUGUAUGUGGAGAUAAGAGCACUAUAUACAUAAAAUAAAUAAGUCUUAAUAAAUUAUUAUUUUAAAAUAUAUAUAUAUAAGGAUACUGUAUGCCAAGUACCCUGGUAUACACUCUGUGUGUGUGUGUGUGUAUUUUGAAAAGUUGAAAAAUUAUUUCCUUUACUCCUCCCAUUAUUAAAGUUGCAACAGACUUUUAUGGCCAAAGAUAAAUUAACAAGAGAAAACAAACAGAAGUUCACUGCACAUGCCUCGUGUAUGCGUUGGGGUAUGGGGAAAUAUCAGAGUCAAAUCUCUAAGAGUAAAUCUCAAAAGCGUAGUUCUCGUUUCAGGCUUAAAUAUUGUUAGUUGAAGCAAAGGUGUUGGGUAAGACAUGGAGGUAAUGUGGGAACUUGCUAGCAACAAGGAAACACUGUGUAAACCCACCCGUUGAGAAUCAGACCACUACCACAAGUUUUGAGCCACAUUUGAAGUUAGUUUGGAAGUUGCCUGGGAAAUCUAACUGAGUCUAGUGGUGCAGGAUGAUGAGAAUGAUGCAGACUGAUCUGUAAUCCUCAAAUCCAGGAAAGUAUCAGUUUUUUGGAAUGCUUUCAAGAACUGUAACAUCUACUUUAAACCACAGAGUUAUGUUAUAGUUUAAAAUAUAAUCUUUUCUAUGCUUUUUCUCAUAGUAUCUCUUAGUUGACUUCAAGAAUUCUGAACUGUUGAUGAGGAGUGUCUUGCUCAGAAAGUGAAGCAUGUACUGUUUUUAGUAAGUGCUUUCCUGUCUGUGUGCAAGUUUGACACUUGGAAAAGUACACUUUAUCAGUUUUAUGAAGUCUACAAAGAACCAAACAUUUCUCUUUAUGUAGCUGAUAGAGAAAGGACAGUAUGGUGGUUUGAAUAAGGAUGCCCCCAUAAGCUCAGAGAUUUGAAUGCUUGGUCAGCAGGGAGUGACACUAUUUGCAAGAAUUAGGAGGUGUGACCUUGUUGGAGGAAGUGUGUCGCUGGAGGUGGGCUUUGAGUUUUCAAAAGCCCAAGCCAGGCCCGGUGACUUGCUCUUUCUGCUGCCUGUGGAUCCAGUUGUAGAGGUCCUUCUCCAGUACUGUGUCUGACUGGGUGCUGCCAUGCUUCCUGCCAUGACGACAAUGAACUAAACCUCUGAAACUGUAAGCAAGCUCCAAGGAAAUGUUUUUUGCAAGAGUUGCCGUGGUCAUGGUGUUUCUUCACAGCAAUAGAACAUUGACUAAGACAAGAAGUAAAUGAAUUCUGGUAUAAAUAAUGGAAAAUAAAAGAUGAUAUGGAAAUCCCUUUUAGGUCCCUUCAGAUUCAUGGUGUCUUAAGUGGUAAAUGUAGGACCUUUUAAUCAUAAAAAUUAAGUAAUUCUAAUAAAUUAGAAAAUAAUCCUUGUGUACACCUGCAGCAAAAUAAAUGUUAGCAAGAACACCUUGACCACACAAAUUUAGUGUGACACCUGAUACUUGGGAAAUAAAGACUAGGAACUUACCUAUGUGGUGACCAGCUGGGGAAUUUAGCCAGGCCCUGCACUCAUACUGGUGUCCCUGGGUCUUCAGAGAGACCUCAUAGGAAGAGUACUUCUAAUGUGAGGGACUUCUGACUUUUGCUUCUGAGGAGUUCUCAGAUUUUCUCAGCUCAUGAUUUAAAAUGCCAAGGCACUGUGUUUGGGGAUGGUAUGCCUUAGACUUUAUUGUCCAUGAUCAUAAAUAGAAGGCAUUAGACUCAGAAAUCCAAAAGGUUCUAGUCUAUCUGGAUUUAAAGAUUUUUAAAUCAUUAUUUACUUCACACGUGCAUGCAUGCCUGAGUGCCUGUGUGCACGUAGGUGCCUGCAGAGGCCAGAGGCAGCACUGAGUCUCCUGGAGCUAGAGUUCCUGACGGUUGUAAGCCGCUCAGUGACGGUGCUGGGAAUUGAGCCUCUUGUCUGCUGCAAGAUCAGCAAGUGCUGUAGCCGCUGAGCCUUCUCUCCAACCCCGUCAUGUCUGAAUUUAACACAGUAUGAGGUCAGACGGCGGUGGCCCAUGCCUUUAAUCCCAGCACUUGAGAGGCAGAGGCAGGUGGAUCUCUGUGAGUUCGGACCAACCUGGUCUACAAAGUAAGGUCCAGGACAGCCAGGGCUGUUAUACAGAGAAACUCGUCUGGAAAUUGAAAACAAACCAAAAAAUAAACAAACAAAACCCACAAUAUGUACCUUAUGUAAUACAAUCUUGCAUACUAAGUUUAAGUUUUAAAGUAUUUAAAACCAUGAAUCUUUCUCCUCAGACAGCACAGACACCUGGAACAGAAUAGAAACACUGUGGCAGUAUUCGAGGCAACUGCAUGCGCACAUGGGUGCACGUACUGUUUACAUAAACUCUGUAGAAUCAGAAGUCUGUUCUACUUCUCUACCUCAGUGAUUGGACAUGUGCUGGGCACAUACAGGUGCUGGCUACUCAACAAAUAGCUGAUGAGUCCAUGUAUGUCUGAACCUGGACAGUGUUUUCAAGAUGGACCGGUUUCAGCUUUGGGAAGGGGUAGAUAUAGUCACUUUCCUUUUCUGUAUCUCCUCCCAGAGUUAGUUAAGUAUUUACUGAGUGUUUACUGGAUGUCAGGGGAACUACCCAGAUUCUAUGAAAAUCAAAGCAGACAGAAUCCUAGCACUCAGCAGAAGUGCAAAUGCUCUUCUAUAAAUCUGAGAACCUUCUGCUUCCUGCUCUAUGCUGCCUAGAACCAAAAUAUCACCUCCAGAACCUGGCACAGGAUUUCCAUGGAUUGUGGUUUUUCCUGAGGUUCCCCAACCCUGGGAAGCCAGGAUUCUGUAAAUGAACAGAACUUGAUAGAAUGGGGCGGGGGUAAAGAGACAGACAGACAGUGUGUGACCCUCCCAUGCCUCCACAGCCUCUUUCCUCAUAUCAUAUCUUGUACAUGAUGCCCAGUGGCUGGGGAUAGUUUGUGGUGCUGUAGCUUGACUGGCAUGCUCCUGGUUGCCCAGGUCCAUGCUCUGCAAGUCAGAGCCCCACUUGCAACCCCCACAGGCCUGAGGGAGGGUAACGUUCUCCUUGAUUGACUCCAGCAGGUCUGGGAGAUUCAAGUGCCCCCCCCCCCAUUGCUUCUUUUAUAAGAAGGCUGUUUUAUAUCAGUUAUCAAGAGAGGUUUUUGUUUGUUUGUUUUUAGGGUCCCUGUCUCCUGCUUGUGGUCAUGUACAAAAACACUAAGUAAUUUACUGUUUCUCUUUGGGCCUAGACUAAGUAAGCUUUUUCUCAAAUGGGUGUCUCCCGAGCACUGAGACUCCUGGCCCCUAGUCACUGAUUGAAUAAGUUCCCAUUUACCCUAGAAUUUAAUUUCUACUUUGUGCCUAGAACAGUGAAAGAAUAUGACCUAAUGCAGGGAGUAACCUGUGUUGCUUUGGUGUACACUCUCAUUCUAAGGAAUAGCUGACAACAGAGGUCAUUAAAAGUGGUGGCGCACGCCUUUGAUCCCUGUGCUCAGGAGGCAGAGGUACGCAGAUUUCUGUGUUUGAGGCCAGCCUGGUCUACAUAGUGAGUUCCAGGAUAGCUAAGACUAAAUACAGAGACCUUGUCUCAAAAAUAAAAAUAAAUAAAUAAAAGGACACAGUUUUCAAAACAUGAGGUGUCUGUUUUAGAAGUAUUGGUUCAGGUAAUGGUUAAACUUAAUGGGAUUUCAAAUCACCAUAGACGAAUACCUGGUGUCUUAGUUAGGGUUUCUAUUGCUGUGACGAAACACCAUGACCAAAAGGCAAGUUGGGGAGGAAAGGGUUUAUUUGGCUUACACUUCAGCAUUGCUGUUUAUCAUUCAAGGAAGUCAGGACAUGAACUCAAACAAGGCAGGAUCCUGGAGGAAGGCAGGAGCUGAUACAGAGGCCAGGGAGGGGAGUUGCUUACUGGCUUGCUCAACCCACCUUCUUAAAGAACCCAGGACCACCAGCCCAGGGAUGGCACCACCCACCAUGGGCUUGGCCCUCCCCUAUUGAUCACUAAUUGAGAAAAUGUCUUACAACUGGAUCUCAAGGAGGCAUUUCCUCAGCUGAGGCUCCUUUCUCUGAUGACUCUAGCUUGUGUCAAGUUGACACAAAAUCACCCAGUACACCUGGGUGUGUCUAUAAGGGUGUUUCCAGAAAGGUUUAACUGAGCAGAGAAGACCCAUUCUGAAGGUGUGUGGCUGGAGUCCCAAACUGAAUAAAAAGGAGGAAGUAAGCUAAGCACCCAUGUUCAUCUCUCUCUGCUUCCUGACCCUGGGUACAGUGUAACAGCUGCCCUGCAGUCUGCUACCAGGGCUCAAACUGUGAGCCACGAUACCCUGUGUUCCCUUACCAUGCUUUUGUCAGCCAGCCUGCCCUGGUGACCAGAACAGUGGCCGUACAUACUCAGCUUUUGAGUUACGCUUUUCUUAAAGAAGCCAGGAGUGGUGGUGCAUGAUUAUAAUCUCGAUACUUGGGAAAGGGAAACAGGAAGAUCAAGAGCUAACGGUCAGCCUCAGCCACAAAGCAAGUCGGAAGCCAGCCAGAAAACCCCCAAUAAUGUGCUGCUUGUAUGUGAAUUGCUGUUGGGUAAUUGUCUUCGGUGUAAGAAAAUUCUUGCCCACGUGUCCCUUUCUUUUAUUUACCAGAUAACUCUCCAGAUGGCGUGCCCUUGUAGACGCGCUGUAGUAUUCCAGUCUGUCUACUUGCAGUUGUUGCCAACCUCAAGUAAAAGUUCAAAGCAUUCUUUUAUAAACAGUCAUUUUGAGGAGUAGUUCAGAGGCUGUGUUUUGUCAGUUGAUAGUAACUUUUUCUGUUGUUUGGUGCUUGUUUGUGUGUGUGUGUGUGUGUGUGUGUGUCGGGGGGGGGGUGGUUUUGUUUUGUUUUCAGUUUGGUGUUUCAAGACAGGGUUUCUCUGUGUAGCUCUGACUAUCCUAGAACUCGCUUUGUAGACCAGGCUGGCCUUGAACUCACAGAGAUCUACUUGCCUCUGCCUCCCGAGUGCUAGAUUAAAGGCAUGGGCCACCAUUGCCCAGCUGGUUUUUGUUUUUUGACACAAAGUCUUACAGUAUAUCCCAGGCUGGCCUGGCACUCACUGUAAGGCCACAGAAAGCUUCACACUCAAGGCAAUCCUGACUCAGCCUCAGUGGUGCUGGGAUUCUAGACAUGAGCCACUACGCUCUGUUUUGACUUAAUAUUUUGUGUGAUUAUUUCUAACAUGGUACAGGUUUCUUAGCUAACAUUGCCCUGGGUAAUGGACAGGUGUUUGGGGUAGAUACUGUACCACUUAUAUCGAUCCCUAUGAUACCACUGGCCAUCGCCUCCUAUUCUGGAUGCUGCAAUGAUUAUUUGGGUCACUGUGACACCGUUGAUUGUAUGGACCACUGUGAUAGCAUUGUCCAUUGCUUAUUCUGGAAAGCCAGUUACCACUUCUUCCUCCUCCUUUUAGCCUUGAUUAUUAUGUUCUUUGUUCUCAGCCCAUGUAAUAGCAUACUGGUGCUUCCUGCCAGCUGUCCUGCUGUUUCUUGAGCUGCUUUCUGUUUACCUUCUGCAUCAGUGCCUCCAAACAUCUGUCCUGCAAUGACUACCUCCUGCAAAUUUGCAAUCAGGCUAACUACUUGAAGGCCUCUAACCACUCACCUGAGUGACUGGUGUUCCCCUGCUCCUGACAUUGGGCAGUUAGUAUGCAGCCCCCAUUUUGUGAUUGUCACUAACAGACUUAGAUGUUUGCUGAGCACCAACUCUGACAGGCGUCAGUGAGGUGGAAAGGGCAUCUGCCCUGAAAGAAGUUACCGAUGCUUGGAAUGAAUGAAAGGCAAGCAUGUGGUGGCAGUGAAGAGGCACCAAGUACUUGAGUAGAGAGGGUAGGGAGCCUGGUGUGGAGCCUGAGCAGAGUGGGAAGUGUGGUUACAGCGCUGGGAUGUCACUUGCUUAGGGAGCCACGGGUAGUUGGCAGUGUGCCGUGGGGAAGCAGUUUUCCUGGCGGUAGUUCCUGACUGGUAGUUCCAUUCCUAAGCUGUUAUCAUAGAAGCUUUCACUGUCCAUCUGUAAUGGACAGUGGUCGAAAGAGAAAAAACAGAGCGUGAGACAGUCUCAGAACAGCAUUUAAAUGAGUAGUGGUUCUUUGACACCCCAUACUCAUCUUGUUCACACUGUGGUCCCUCUUUCUGCUAGGCACUGAUGCCUUCGCGUUAGCUAAAAGCUCCUGCUGAAGUUCCUCCACGGCUACAUUACUGCUCUCCUUUUCAGUGGUAUCCAUGGUUUCUCCUACAUCUACAUAGCAGUAAAUCCCAGAGAAGGCUAGAAAGCAAGCAUAGCAAACUGAUUUACUGGAAGUGCAGAUGUUACAGUUUUCUCAGUGUCCCCAAAUGUGACAUUCUACUUGAGAUCCAUUAGGACAGACCUCCAGGAAGAGGAAGAACUUGAGGACGGGCAUGCAUGGGAAUAAUCACACUGUUCUACAGCUAGCCCUGCUGAGACUCUAUGCAGCUGCUGCUGCUUUUGCACAUAGAUCCAGGACUACUUAAGGGUCAUCUGCUGCCCCUGCAGGCUGUACACCAGCCUGCCUGGGAAGUAUAGGGUCCUUCUCAUUCCCAUGUGUGGGCUGGUAGUUUGAAAGAGGAAUAAGGAACUCAGACAGCCACUGAUAGCAUAUAGAUAAUUCCUGUCACUCAUUUAGAAGCCAUUUACAGUGUAUAAUUGGAAGUGAUAAAUUCCCAAUUUUAAGGUAUUAUGUGGAAAUAAUGAGAUCUCCAGCAAAUACAGUGAGCCUUCAGAUCCACUGUGCCUUGACUGUCAGUGAACCUUUAGAGGCAUGGGCUCUCCAGCCAGUGGCAUGAGGGCAUUUUAAUGAGAAACGUUUGAAACUAGAAGCAUGUUGAGCUUUGUGUCCAUUGUGAUCAAUGUUGUGUAUAACAGAUACAAUAUGUGUAACUGGGGGAAAUGCCACUUUUGGCAUUACAUUCUUUCUCAGUAAAUUGCUAAAUAGAGUGUGCCACUCUUAAACUUGGAAGCAUGCACCUUGAUUAUAGUUUUUGAGCUGAUUAACUUGAUACUAAGGCAAUAUGAGUGGAAAUGUCUCUGACAGAGGAGCCUUUGAAUAUGCAAAAGAAAUCUGGUUCAGAUACUUCUAAACAGAAGUAAGGAUCAUCGGGCCCAUGGAACUUCAGAUAUGCUUUUGACAGCUUGGAGUUGCCUGGGAGACCUGGGAAAUGCAGGUGCUGCAGAUUCCUGGUUCUCUAGUCACUCUUGAAGGAGGAGCUGGGGGUGGCAAAGUCAGGCACUGGUCUGGAGUGUAUGGUUGGGUGGUCUAGGAGCAGGAGCCCUGCAUUUGGCCAUGCAAGCCAGGUGGUGUUGGGGGAGCCUGGCAGAGCAGGUAGUGGGACCUGAGGAAGCUGCAGAUCGCAGCAGCUGGGUCUCCUCCCAGACCCAGGGUUGCUGCUUGAAAGCCAUAGCUCUAGCAGCAGGGGCGGCCCCGUGUGGCCUGAGGCCAUUGAGAGCCCUAGAGUCAGGCAGGUCUGUUAUGGGAAGCACAGACUGGGACUGUGAAAGCUGUAAAAGCCAGCAGCCAAAGCUGUGCAGUUGGUUUGCUGGCUGUAAGAAGGCCUUUUUUGAGAGGACCUGCACCAGCCAGCUAUUGUGGGAGCUAACAGCUUUUGCCCUGGAGCAGAAUUGCCUUAGGGAGGCUAGGGACUGCAAAGUGCAGCCAAGCGGAGAAUGAAAGCUUCAGAGACUCUUUGAAUUGAAUUGUUGCAUUCAGGAAAACUGCAAAAAGUUUUUGGUUGUGGGUUUCUUCAUAUUUGGAACUUUGAAGACUGGUAUCAGAAAGCUUUCAGUGAAACAUUAUCCUGUGUUUCUUUCUCCUCUUUGCUAUCUUCCUAUCUAAUAUUUUCUUAUCCCUCUCUCCUCAUAAAAACCCUUGAAAAGGUGGGAGCUGGCCUCCCACAGAAGAGUGACCAUUACUGUGCCAUUUCCUCCUCCCAGAUGUUAGGAAUGAGAAGAAGCGUUUUCUUUUUCCCUUUCCUUUCUCUGC
This is a messenger RNA of Peromyscus californicus insignis, 31391 nucleotides long. RefSeq names its product proline-rich protein 36-like. Bases 11653 to 13611 code for a protein of 652 amino acids. The transcript has 2 exons. The record is from RefSeq and is a predicted model, not a curated record. NCBI's taxonomy places the organism in Eukaryota, Metazoa, Chordata, Mammalia, Rodentia, Cricetidae.